Messenger RNA from Phanerochaete carnosa HHB-10118-sp, 1383 nucleotides. RefSeq lists its product as uncharacterized. The transcript is spliced from 5 exons. The record is from RefSeq and is a predicted model, not a curated record. Lineage: Eukaryota; Fungi; Basidiomycota; Agaricomycetes; Polyporales; Phanerochaetaceae. The coding region runs from base 93 to 1052 and encodes 319 amino acids. Gene Ontology annotation, molecular function: NAD transmembrane transporter activity. Gene Ontology annotation, biological process: NAD transmembrane transport.
GUUCGAGCACCAAUAGCAUGCUCGGUGCGUGGUUUCGGCGCAAACCGCCCUAUAAAGCACUUACGGAAGUGAUGUAAUUCUCGCCACUCGGGAUGUUACGCUGCACACGAUACACAGCUGGCGCGGGAGGCGGUCUAGUCGCCAGCAUUGCUACAUGUCCCCUGGAUGUUAUCAAGACUAAGCUCCAGGCGCAGCAAACGCGGAGUGGUCAGAAGGGGUACCAUGGUAUAGUCGGCCUAGUCAAGAAUAUCAUCAAGCAUGACGGCAUCCGCGGUCUCUACCGUGGGCUUGGUCCGACAAUAUUGGGCUAUCUCCCGACAUGGGCGAUAUACUUCGCCGUCUAUGACGGUAUCAAGAAUCACUUCGGUGAGCGGCCGAUACAAGAAGCCCCCGCCAUGCGGCACAUAUAUCCCGCAGCUCAGGUCAAGGGAUAUCAACCACUUAAUCGCGAGCAUCCCUGGACACUGCACCUCUUCUCCGCAAUGACGGCGGGGGCAACGAGCACUCUCUGUACAAAUCCUCUCUGGGUCAUCAAAACUCGCUUUAUGACGCAAUCACGAGAAGAAGUACGGUACAAACACACUCUAGACGCGGCGUUAACAAUAUACAGGACCGAAGGCUGGCGUGCCUUCUUCAGGGGACUCUUUCCUAGUCUGCUCGGGAUAGCGCACGUCGCCGUACAGUUUCCAUUAUACGAGUUCCUCAAGGGCUGGACUAGCGAUGGAGCUCCCGAAAAACUUUCACCAGACCAAAUCCUCGGCUGCUCGUCGCUCGCAAAGAUGACAGCGUCGAUAGUGACAUAUCCACACGAGGUCCUGCGGACACGGCUGCAGACAUACCGGCUCGCGAGGAAUGCCUCGAUUGAUACCCAUGGUCGCGUGCCUGGAAUAAUCACGACCGCGAAGACAAUCGUACUCAAUGAGGGUUGGCGGGCGUUGUACCGCGGCCUGUCGGUCAACCUCGUUCGGACGGUGCCCAACAGUGCCGUCACGAUGCUCACGUACGAGAUGCUAAUGCGUCACUUGAACAAGCGGGCAGAGGAACGGCCAUGACACCAUAAUACGGGCUACACACACCAUGGACUCCCUCACAUAUAUAUUAUCCACACACUGCUUCCUCGUCGCACAACAGAGGCUCCUGUAUUGAUACUUACCCACUUUUUCUCCCGCAUAGAGUUUAAACACUUGUUCCCGCCCCAACUGCCCCUGCGUGCGCUAUGCAUCCCCUCGUUCAAUGUAUUCCCCCCGGUGUAUCCUCAGGGCCCUCUCCUUUAACGCGCACUGCUGUUACACGCUAAGCAUCACGCUUCCUACCGUAAUCAUUGACGGCUUUUAAACCAGUGUAUAAUUUGAACCUAGUGCUUUGAACCUUAGUGACACUGUC